CAGCACGGUACGACGACUCCUGCUGCAGCUGCCUGCGCUCUGCCGGCAACGUGCAGCAGGCAGGCUGCCUGCUGCUGCUGCUGCCCGCGUCAAGCUCCCGAUCAGAGGCUCGGUUGUCGACGCCUGGAGGCGACAAGGGUGUGAACACAGUGGAUGGAGCAGGCGGCGAGCGAGAGAAAGACGGCCCACGAGAGGGACAGCGGAGCGCUGGAGAUCGUCGCAAGCUCUCUUUAGACCGCGAACCCAACAGCCCCGCGGGAUAUUUUUUUCUGACUUUCUUGAUCGGUGGAGUGGUGCCCCCAGCGCCUGUUUGCUGCCGCUGUUUGCAAGAACUUCCUCACCCGAGAGCCACCGCGAACACGCAGAGAGGGGAGACACACGCAGCGCUGCACUCAGCGAUGGAUAUCUGUGACCCUGGAGCCGGACUGCUCGCCACGACGUGCCCGAGCGUCGUCAACACCUCCUCCUCCUCCAAAAUCUCCACCUCCGCCUCGUCGUCCCUGAUGGCUGUGAGGGCCCCGCCGAGCCCGCCCCCCACCCCGCGAGGCGGCAUCCUGCGCAAGCAGCGCGCCAGCCGCCACAAGACGCAGCCCAUCACCUUCGAGGAGAUCCUGGAGGCGGAGGACGAGGGCGCCUCGCCGCUGGACGAGGAGCGGGCCCACCGGUCCUUCAUGAAGUCCCUGGAAAACCUGCGGCGCAUCGCGACGUCUUCCACCAACGUCUCUGCGCUGGCGCACGUGGGGGGGCUGCAGGGCGGAGAGGCGUCCACGGAGGGGUGCGGGGGGAAGCCGAUCCCCUGCACCGAGCUGUGAUUGUUGGGGGCGAGGGGGGCAGGUGGGGGAUGGCGGGCCACGCGGCUCCACAAAGCCCCACCCUCAGGCCAUCGUGCACGCGGAUGAAUGAUGAUGAGGCUGUGACGUCACAGGCCUACCGGGCCAAUCAAAUCGACCUGCGGCUCCGGCGCUGCGUGAGGUGACGCUGUAAGGGCCGCUCCGUGACGCGUUC
Molecule: messenger RNA, 1005 nt
Organism: Lethenteron reissneri (Far Eastern brook lamprey)
Lineage: Eukaryota; Metazoa; Chordata; Hyperoartia; Petromyzontiformes; Petromyzontidae
Gene: C2H11orf96
Product: chromosome 2 C11orf96 homolog
Source: RefSeq, a predicted model, not a curated record